Messenger RNA from Tilletiaria anomala UBC 951, 1582 nucleotides. Its product is annotated as ribosomal protein S5 domain 2-like protein. The record is from RefSeq and is a predicted model, not a curated record. Gene Ontology annotation, molecular function: RNA binding; structural constituent of ribosome. Gene Ontology annotation, cellular component: mitochondrial small ribosomal subunit; ribosome. Gene Ontology annotation, biological process: translation. The coding region runs from base 109 to 1329 and encodes 406 amino acids. The transcript has 2 exons. Lineage: Eukaryota; Fungi; Basidiomycota; Exobasidiomycetes; Georgefischeriales; Tilletiariaceae.
CAUGAGACUGCAACUUUUGACCUUCCCAGCGAACGACCUGGCAAAGCAAGUCAUCGGAGCAGCGACGCUGGCUCUGCAUUCGUUUAUCUUCUGUUUGGAAAGCCGACGAUGUCAGCGCUGACAGCGUCAGAAAAACGCCUCGUCCUGCAGCUGCUGCGGCACGGCAGCACGAGCAGCGCUCGGUCGACGGUCCUUGCUUGUGCCCCUCGCCAGCUGCAUUCAUCCGCUUCGUCCCCGUUCGCCUCUCCUUCCAAGCACAGCGACGCUUCCCGUUCAGCACCUGCGUACCAUGGGCGCUAUAUGCCUGAAGCGGCGGCGCUCGCCAGCGGCGGCGGUAUGCAGCUACCCGAGCCUAAGCUGCGUCCGAAACCACCGAUGCAGACGUACUACACUGCCCGCCCAACGUACAUCGCCACGCUUCUGCGCCUGGCGGACCUGACGCGCCGCUCGAAGCGCGCGCUCGAGCAGGCGUACAUCCUACCCCCCAACUCGGCUCCGCCGAGCGUAGCAGCUGCUGCAGCGGGAGGCGCUCGCAGUGGCACUUUGAAGGCCUGGCUCCCACCCGCGGGCAUCGCGCAGAAACUCAGCAUGCCAUCGCUCAAGGCAUCGCAGUACCGCCGUAUCAUCGCGCACUUAUCGGCGCUGGCGCGCUACCGCUCGCUGGUCUCGACGCACCUACCCGGCAUCGACCCCACGCUGGCAAAGGAGGUUGAGGAGGCGUUUGCGGACUUUGCGCGCCCAGGCGGCAGCCAGGACUUUUCAGUGCCGGGCGUGGUGAGCAGCAGCUUAGCAGGCGCAGAGCGCCAAGAAGCGGCGACAAGCGCGGGUUUGGACGCGCACGGACGGGCGUACGCUAUGGGCCGGCGAAAAGAGUCGAGCGCACGUGUCUGGAUUGUUCCAACGCCCUCCUCGCCACCGUCUACAAUCGCAAACCGAAGCGGGCAGCUAGAGGAACAACAAGCGUCUGUCGUCGUCGGCCAAGUUCUGGUCAACAAUGCGACCCUGGGCGAGUAUUUUUCACGCAUCGACCACCGGGAGCGCGUCAUGUGGCCACUGAAGCUCGCGGGUAAGCUGGGUGUUUUUAACGUCUUUGCGCUUGUGCGCGGCGGGGGCAACACAGGGCAGGCGGGAGCUGUGGCGCAUGCGCUCGCCAAGGCACUCGCCGUCGCAGCGCAGGCGGGCCUCGUGGACGGCGGCGAGGAGGAGGUGCAGCGGAUCCGGGCUGUACUACUCAGGGACGGCGUUCUCCGGCGCGAUCCUCGUAUGGUCGAGAGGAAGAAAACAGGCCUGGUCAAGUCAAGGAAGGCAAGAACCUGGGUCAAGCGUUGAUCGGGCUUCGUGUCUCAUUUCCAAGCUUUGUUCACUUGACAGCGUGUCAUACUACAGCAGGUGGAUGUCAUGAUGAGCAAUUGCAAUCACAUUGAUCAACACAGCCUAACGAAACGAGAGUCACGAGUACUUUCGUUACGAGACAUCUGCCUCUGCGAGCGCCGACGGUCGUUUCCCGUUGCACAGGGCCGCCCAUACAGCGUGCGCCUGUGCACGUGCCAGUAAUUUCGCGGGUGGAUGGGCUAUAGAAAGC